Messenger RNA from Labrus bergylta (ballan wrasse), 1430 nucleotides. RefSeq names its product ribosomal protein S19 binding protein 1 (gene rps19bp1). Gene Ontology annotation, molecular function: enzyme binding. Gene Ontology annotation, cellular component: nucleolus. NCBI's taxonomy places the organism in Eukaryota, Metazoa, Chordata, Actinopteri, Labriformes, Labridae. The record is from RefSeq and is a predicted model, not a curated record.
ACGGCUGCUUUCAAGUGAUACACUAAGGGUAGUGUACCGGAUGUUGAUAGACCCACACGUUGCCUUCAAGAAUUGAAGGCACAUUCUUAUUGAUGUGGGUAGCAUUUCUUCAAAACCUGACUUUAUAACAUGUCGGCGUCGUUGAUCAGGAGAGGAUUGGAGCUGCUGAGUAAUGACAUUAAAGAUGCCAGCAAAGUGAAGAAGAAGAAGCAGCAGCAGCAGCAGCAGACUCCCAGCUCGGCCAAAGUCAUGGAGCUUGUGAGCACCAAGCGGCAGGGAGUCACCAAGCAGGUCAAAAGGUUACAGGGUCGCCUCGGCCCUGGCAAGAGCAAAGCUACAGUCAAAGACAAGAGGAUCAAAUCUGCAGUCGAGGAGUUCAGAAAGAAGCAGAGGAAGAGCCAGAUGAGUGCUAACCUCAAGUACUUCAUGGAAACUGGCUACAAAGCAACAGACUCGGACACUUUGAAGAUCUUAAACCACAACUCGGGGAGACAGUCCAGGAAUCGCCCCGAGCGACCUGCUAAGAAAGCUAAGGAGCCAGAGUCUUUGUUCACAGAGGAGGAGUUCCAGCAGUUCCAGAAGGAAUUCUUUGGGAGGACUGUGGAGGACAAUUAAUAAAGCACACCCAAACAAACAAUACGGACACAGUGGAAACUCCACAGCUGUGUUUUGAUGACCAUAGACGAUUUCUGGACCAGGUUAGGUUCUGGCAGGUAAAUUUACUGCACGUCUCGGCAAUGGGCAAAGAAGACUUGGAGGUAUAAUGUUUAUAUGAGUUGAAAGUUUAAUUGUAACUGCAGACACAUUCAGCUGUAUACAUUUCAUUCUUAAAUGUCUCCAUCUAGAAUCUAUUUACAGAGUCAUUAGUUAAUGUGCUUAUCCAAAAAGGAGUCAUUGCUCUUCAUUUCUCAAGAGAUAGUGCCGCUUAUUAAAAGGUUUUAGAAGCCGCAUUUUGACUGUUGUUUAAGUGAAACUGCCAAACCAUUGAAGCCACUUCAUUUUCACAUGAAACGACUUAUCUACUGAAAAAAAAACACAAUAAAAAUGUUUCUUUUUUUUGUGUUUGAAAUUGUUGAACUUUUCUCCAUAUUUUACAUUUUUAGUGGGAUUCUGUUCUUUUCAUUGUUCCACUGUUCUCUGAUAUUGAUCAUAUAUUGACAUUCUAUUCUAUUGAAAAACUUUGGUUCCGGUCAAUCAAUUGUAAAAAUCAUUGGAGCUUCAUUGAUGCAGCUGUGGUCCGUUCUGUGCUAGAUUUUAGUUGAGUCAAGACUUCACACCAGAUUUUUUCGAAAUUAGAAUAAAAAGAAUCCCACGGUCGUUUAGUAUUCUUUGAUUCAUCAUGGUGCAGCAGACAAAUCUAAUCUAAAAUCUAAUCUAAAAAGACAGUAAUGCAUGUUUUAAUGACAUAAUAAAGUUUAAGGUGUCUGUUU